AUCAUCCAAAGCCGCGCCCGCAGUCAAACGCGCGAGCACACGACGCCGCCCGCAUCUCUCCGCAACUCGCCCGGGCGUCGCAGUCGCCAAUCGCACGCAGCCUACCGGUAGAAGCUCAGCAGCUCCUGAGCUCCAUCCACACCCACUCCACUCCACUCCUCUUCACUCCACCUGCCCUCCAUCUCCCAGUCCGCCAUGCGCCUCAUCCGAGAAGCGCGCCGCCUCGAGUGCGAGAACCAGCGCCGCGAGUCGCGCCGCUCGCACCUCAAGAAGUGGCUCGACCUGAGCCACGGCCACAACAGCAGCGACGAGGAUCAGACCCCCGAGGACCACAAGCAGCAGGGCGAGGACCAACAGCAACAGCAGCAGCAGCAGCAGCAGAACCGCCACCUCUCCAUGCCCUUCGGCCUCUCCGUAGCUCGCCGCGCCGCCACUGUGUCCCCUCUGGCCCCGAGUCUCAAGAAGUCGCAGUCCCCUCUAGCCGUCAAGUGGAGCUCCUACAUUGAAGCCAUGGGGCUCAAGGACACGAGCGCCAAGCAGCGCCGCGUGCGCUUCACGGAGCAGGACGCGGAGGAGUUCGAGCGCCCCGUGUGCUCCGAGGAGGAGAAGGCCUGCUACCACUACUCGGCCGAGGAGCUGGGCGAGAUGGAGACGCUGGCCAAGCAGCUCGUGCACCGCGAGUCGCGCUUCGCCGGCCAGCCGGAGGACACGAUCCUGGAGCAGGGCUUCCUCAGCCUGUCCGUGAACGCGCCCUUCUUCCAGCACCGCCGCUACUACUGCCUGCUGCGCGGCCACAGGCUGCAGAUGUUCAACUCGGCGGCGCACGCGGCCAGGAACUCGGGGCUCAAGGCGCAGCUCACGGUGCUGCGCGUGCAGGACUGCCAGACGCUGUCCAUGCAGAAGAAGUUCGCGCUGUUCGGGGCCUCGCUGCCCACGCAGUUCGGCCUCAUGUUCUACGUGAUCAAGGCCAACGGGGAGCGCGUCAUAUUCACGGCGGACAGCAAGAGCUCCAAGCGGAACUGGUUGCACUCGCUCACGAGACUCACGUACGUGGGGGAAGGCGAGUGCUACACCAACACGCCCCCGCUGCGCACGCGCUCCUGCUCAGCGCCCACAGCGCCGACGUGCAUGCUCCCGCCCGUUCCAGAAGCCGAGCCGGAGGAGGAAAUGCACGACGAGAUCAUCCCGACCUUCGGAGCCAUCGAGGCGGACAGGAGGAAUAGCUGCACCGCCGUCUUCGGCUGA
This is a messenger RNA of Phytophthora sojae, 1245 nucleotides long. RefSeq lists its product as hypothetical. The record is from RefSeq and is a predicted model, not a curated record. NCBI's taxonomy places the organism in Eukaryota, Oomycota, Peronosporomycetes, Peronosporales, Peronosporaceae. Bases 196 to 1245 code for a protein of 349 amino acids. The transcript has a single exon.